This is a messenger RNA of Pleurotus ostreatus (oyster mushroom), 2139 nucleotides long. RefSeq lists its product as uncharacterized. Gene Ontology annotation, biological process: DNA-templated transcription; regulation of DNA-templated transcription. The record is from RefSeq and is a predicted model, not a curated record. Lineage: Eukaryota; Fungi; Basidiomycota; Agaricomycetes; Agaricales; Pleurotaceae. Gene Ontology annotation, cellular component: nucleus. The coding region runs from base 1 to 2139 and encodes 712 amino acids. The transcript is spliced from 14 exons. Gene Ontology annotation, molecular function: zinc ion binding; DNA-binding transcription factor activity, RNA polymerase II-specific; DNA binding.
AUGCCCAAAGCACCGACCAAUGGGUCUACUCGACCUGCUCUGAGGAGGAACCAGGCCUGUCGAUCGUGCAGAAGGAGAAAACUGAAAUGCGAUGCUGCUCGCCCACACUGUGGAACCUGCGUCAGGCAAUGGCAAGCCCUGGUCAGCGUACCAGCACCCGUGGGCUAUGCCCAUCCGACCGAACCACAAUGUUCCUAUGACCCUGUGGAGGGGCUAACACUCGCCCCGGAUACAAAUCCAGUGGAAAAAAUAAAAGAGUUGGAGGAACAAAUCACGCAACUAAAAGAACGACUCCUCGCACAAGAACGGUCUGUCUCUCCCCAACGGCACCCAAGCUUGCACAGCCAAUUGUCUGGUAACAAGCCAACCUUAGAGUCAGGCGGAAUCACUCUGCCGCAUGCCUCGUUGAACGAAUCAAUGAUCACCAUGAUGGGCGAUAGUCCUCCUAGCGGCCUGCGGAGCCACAAUGGCAGCCCCGAUAACAAUUGUCUCACACCCAAAUCUGGCUCAGUUCCUUUCAUGGAUCUCCUUUUCUCAGGUUGGAAUCCGGAUCUACCUGAACCAGCAGUCCUCAACCACUACAUCGACAUAUUUUUCCGAUGCGACCCAUGUGGUUCUCGAAUCCUACAUCGUCCAUCCUUCUUGGCUUCCAUGCAUCUUAGUCCAAAAGAUCCCGGAUUCCCUCAUUCGGCACUGUUGCACGCUAUAUGCGCUUCAGCAUCGCGAUGGUCGUCACAAAACGUGGUUUCUUUACCAGAUGGUACUCGACGCGAUCAGUUCGCUGAAUUCCACGCUGGCAAAACACGCCAAUAUAUUGACAAGACCAUGGCCAGCGGAGAAGAUAUUUUCUCUGUCAUGCAAGCAUGCAUUCUUCUAUCGUGGUAUUUUUACCAAGAAGGUCGAUGGGUGGAAGUGUGGAUCUUUGCCAGCUUCCAGACACGUGUUGCAGUUCCACUGCGACUAAAUUAUCCUGGUACAUUCUCAACGCACGGUAACAACUCUCCUGGCGCGUAUCUAGCACCUCCGAAAGACUUCUUGGACUUAGAGUCAAGACGACGAACGUGGUGGAUGACCAUUGUCUUCGAUCGAAUCGCAUCAGUCGGUGGAUGGAUUCAUGCCGUUGACGAGAGAGACCUCGGUACAGAGCUCCCAUUACGGAAUAUCGAUUUCGAGUCAGAGGUUGCGGUGCCGAGCAAUCCCCAGGACUUGUCUACCCCUGAUAUCUUCACCCGGCAUCCGCCUCAGUAUACAGACUCUUUCAUCCUUCUAAUUAAGGCCAUCAUGCUUUUCGGCAGAGUCACGGACUACAACGUCCGCGGGAACUUGCGAGCUCCCACAGCGCCCAGCAAAAACCAAAACCCAUUUUACCUGGAAGGUUUCGAAGCGCUGGACAAGUUGGUCGCUACGGAUUUCCUGGAUAGCUUACCGCACAUUUUUAAGACCAAUAAUGGCGUGACCGAUGCGCCCGAGGGCAGCUCAUUGGACACAGAUCUUUACAUGGUCCAUAUCAUACCCCAUGCUGCUACCAUCACCCUUCACAACCCAUACUUGGAUUUCACGGAUCCAAACAAUGUCUCUUCUUCGAGAUGUGUGAACUCAGCUCGCUGUAUUCUCGCUGCGUAUUACAUGCUUUCAGCCACCUCACUUGACAUCACUAGGCUUCAUCCAUUCGUGACGAUCUGUUGGUACCUCGCAGCCGUUGUCCAAGUGCAACUAUGCAAAUACUUCAUAGAAAUCGGAGAUACCGAUAGAGAAUCGACGGUAUGGGGCGAAAUCAAUGUUCUCAGAUUUGCGAUGCUCGAGUAUGGGAAACGCUCACCGAUUGGCACCCGACAGGAGCGUUUACUGCAAGGGCUAAUGCGUGAGAUUAUACGCAUGACAGCUCACAAGACACCUCUUGAGGUUGGUGUGCCGUUGUACCCGUUCUCUCAUACGACACUGUUCAGAAAGGACGGGUCAGCAGGCGCCUCGCCGGACAGCGUUUCCAGCCUAGCCCCGCUACCGCAAGCAACGCCCCCUAUGGCGAAUAUCCCGCCCAACCUUUCACGGCCAGCAUCUUCUACGUCCAGCUGGGGGUUGGCUGGAUCACCCGGUGCCUCACAGUCCAGCACGCUUCCUGGACAACCGCCGCUAUUCUAG